AUGAGAAUCCUCGCAUUUCUUCAAUUUGUCCUUCUGCUGAUUGAUCACACCUCCUCAGUUUCCAGACCAGGGUGUCACUGUGAACAAACGUCCUGCUACUGCUCCAAACUAAACCUGGAGUCGGUCCCUGCUGCUCCUUCACAGCUCAUCACUCAACUGGAUCUCUCAUUCAACAGACUGAAGAAAAUAACGGAGAACGACUUUGUAGCAUUUGUUAGUUUACGGUCUUUGAUCUUGAAUAACAACCGAAUCGAAACGAUCCACGACAAAGCAUUUGUCCCGCUGACUAAUUUGGAGAAACUGGAUUUGUCCUUAAACAGACUGGAUACGUUGUCUGCUGGAUGGUUUGAGAACCUCUUUUCUCUUCAGUCCUUGAAUCUUUUGGGGAACAAAUACAAAUCGUUGGGUCAAGGGAAUCUUUUCCAGCCACUGAAGAGUUUAAAGACGUUACAUUUUGGAGGACCUCACCUUCAAUCGGUUAGAGAAGCCGACUUCUCUGGCCUCCGUGGUCUGGAAGAGGUUGUUUUUGAUGGAAAGAAUCUCAGAGUCUACACAGAAGGAAGUUUGAGACAAAUUGGGCCAAUUAAAAAUGCAACACUUGGUCUGAAUGAUACUAGAUUCUUCUUAACUCAUUUUGGUUCUAUUGGAUGGAUCUCACGCAUUGACCAUUUGGAGGCUGUUGUGUUUAAAAACGUUAAUGUCCCUCAGUUCUACAAAUUCCCAGCCCUGUUUUUCCUGCAGCCUCUGCUGAGCGUGGUGCGGAAGGUGUCUGUGCUCAACUGCAAGUUAUUCCUUCUUCCAUGUCAGUCCUCUGUCGACUUCGCAAAGCUUGAGUUUAUGGACAUCAGUGACAACUUGUUGACUGAUCUGGCCCUGAGCGAGAUGAUGUGCUAUGGCAAAGGUGGACUUUGGAGUUUGCAAACCUUCAAUGUCAGCAGGAAUCAACUGCAUACCAUCAACAGCCAGCUCUUCACCAAACUAGACAAGCUUGAAAACAUCGACAUGAGUGGAAACGUGUUUCAUAGGAUGCCUGAGACUUGUUUCUGGCCGCCAAGUCUCCGGUUCCUCAACCUUUCAGCAACACAUUUAAGAGAAGUGACCACAUGUUUGCCGAUGAGUUUACACAUCCUCGAUCUAUCAGACAACGACUUGACCGUGUUCAACAUCGAGCUACCUUUUCUCACAGAGCUGCACAUCUCCGGCAACAGGAUCAGAAGCCUGCCAGAUGGAGGUUUAUACCCUCGUCUGUCAUAUCUCUUCAUUCAAAACAACGACUUGCAGUGGUUCAGCGGCAACCAUCUGAAUAUGUUUAACAAUCUGAAGAGUCUGGAAGCUGGUGCAGACACGUUUCACUGCUCAUGUGACUUUAUAGCGUUCAUGAGGAGCGGCUGGAAGAAUCAUCAAGUCACCUUUGGGGAUUCCAAGUCGUACAUUUGUGAUUCCCCCGACGCCUUGAGAGGAAAGAGUGCAGCAGACGCCAGGUUGUCUGUGUUUGAGUGCCACACAGCUUUAGCUUUUUCUGUCCUCUUCUUGGGAAUCCUGCUGGUUUUGGCACUGGUCGCAGGUUUGUGUCACAGAUUCAGCGUUGUGUGGUACGUGAGGAUGACCUGGGCCUGGCUGAGAGCCAAGAGGAAGCCCAAGUUAAAGAAGGGAGAGCUCCAGUAUGACGCCUUUGUCUCCUACAGCGAGAUGGACUCUGGUUGGGUGGAAGCACAUCUGAUCCCGGAGCUGGAGCAGACGGAGCCCCGUCUCCGGCUCUGCCUCCACCAGAGAGACUUUGUCCCCGGAGCCUGGAUCCUGGACAACAUCAUGGACGCCAUCGAGAAGAGUCACAGAACUCUGUUUGUCCUUUCUCAGCAUUUUGUCAGGAGUGAAUGGUGCAAGUACGAGCUGGAUUACACGCAUUUUAGGCUGUUCGACCAAAACGACGACUCGGUUGUGCUGAUCCUGUUGGAGCCCAUCGACAAAGAGACCAUCCCCAAGAAGUUCUGCAAGCUGCGGAGAGUCAUGAACUCCAGGACGUACCUGGAGUGGCCUGAUGAGGACCACCUGGUCCCCCGGUUCUGGAACAGUUUGAAAACAGCCAUUAAAAGGCCCGAGGCCGACAAUGGAGACAUUUUACAAUUUGAGGAGCUUUAAUUUUGUGUUUUGUUUGACAGAUUUUGGUAACGCUUUAUAAUAAGGUCCUUAACUCUCUAUGGUACGGUGUUGCCCUCAGGCAACAUACCCAUUUUUGGCCUGUCCGAUUUCUUCAAUGCAUGUUUUUGAGUGAUGCAAUACUUUAAAAAAGAGGGAAGAGUAUAGGGAACCAAUAGCA
Messenger RNA from Centropristis striata (black sea bass), 2317 nucleotides. RefSeq names its product toll-like receptor 2. Gene Ontology annotation, cellular component: membrane. The record is from RefSeq and is a predicted model, not a curated record. The transcript is spliced from 2 exons. Lineage: Eukaryota; Metazoa; Chordata; Actinopteri; Perciformes; Serranidae. Gene Ontology annotation, biological process: immune response; toll-like receptor signaling pathway; inflammatory response. Bases 1 to 2139 code for a protein of 712 amino acids. Gene Ontology annotation, molecular function: transmembrane signaling receptor activity; protein binding; triacyl lipopeptide binding.